AUGGCGAUUGGCAACUCCAAAUGGGAUACCGUCAACGACGACGAUAACUCUGUUGAAGAAGCACAAGCUCAAGAGAACGAAGAAAGCAGGAAUGACACAGCACCGACGGAAGAUGCUGCGAAGGAGAAGACUGUGGCUAUCAAAGUUUCCAACUUGAAGAAGCAGCAUGUGGUGGCAUCAAAAGAGCAGAAGCGAGUCGAAGCCAUUGAUUUGCUGGUGAAAAUUUACAAGAAGAAACACGGAAAGCGUUUCUUCAUUCAUCCUGUCAUUCAAUUUGUUGCUUCGCUGGAAGGUGGAAUCAAAGUAAUCGCCAAAGAGAAGGUAGAGGCGGGCACACCGUUGCUCAGGUUACCGGAACAAGAGCAAAUCUCUAUUGCCAAUCUGUCAACUCUGUCGAGAGAAUUUGAGUCCACCUUUUCCAAGAUAGUAGGCGCUGCUUACCGUCUCAAAUCUGAAGCUGUGAUUGUAGGCGAUAUCGUCCUGCACCAGUGUUACUCCGAAGCUGAAGUCAAGCUGUUCCUCAUUGUGAUGCGUGGUCUUCACCUUUCGGCCAACGCUUUCAAAGAAUCAAACGCAAAGGAAACAGUACCCUCCCAAGUUGUAAAGACGUGGCCAUCUUACAAAGAGUUGAAACAGAGCUGCGCAGUUUGGGAUCUGCGACCCCAGGUUGCUGCGUUAUUGCGUGGAACUGCCACAUGGGGACAACUGGAACUCAAGCAGAAGUUUUGA
Messenger RNA from Seminavis robusta, 729 nucleotides. Lineage: Eukaryota; Bacillariophyta; Bacillariophyceae; Naviculales; Naviculaceae. The record is from the annotation of a GenBank genome assembly.